Vombatus ursinus (common wombat) is the source of this 2954-nucleotide messenger RNA. RefSeq names its product NIPA like domain containing 2 (gene NIPAL2). Gene Ontology annotation, biological process: magnesium ion transport. NCBI's taxonomy places the organism in Eukaryota, Metazoa, Chordata, Mammalia, Diprotodontia, Vombatidae. Bases 158 to 1312 code for a protein of 384 amino acids. Gene Ontology annotation, cellular component: membrane. The transcript has 11 exons. The record is from RefSeq and is a predicted model, not a curated record. Gene Ontology annotation, molecular function: magnesium ion transmembrane transporter activity.
CCACCUCCCCACGGCCAGCUGAAGGUGCUGGAGGGCUCGCUCUAGACAAGGCGGCCAGGCUGGGUGAAGCGAGAGAAGAAAGACAAGCAGACUGAGAGGAGGGGGCGGCGGGGUUUUCGCCCUCGGGGCGCUCCCCGCCUCCCCACGCGGGCACCUAAUGGCGUCCUUGCAGUCCGAGGGCUCGGGGGACGUGGGUUUCUCCGAGAUCCUGGACGAGCUGGCAUGGAACUUCACCUACGGGGCUCAGGGCGCGGGCAACGGCUCCCUCUCCGGCUUUUGGUACAAUAGAAACCAGACUCACCUCUUUGGUGCAUUGCUGGCACUUACAGGAAACUUAGUCAUCAGCAUUUCACUCAACAUACAGAAAUAUUCUCACCUUAAAUCGGCACAUCAAGGAAGCCAAAAGCCCUACUUCCGAAGUAUCUUGUGGUGGUGCGGGAGCCUCCUGAUGGCAAUUGGGGAGACAGGAAACUUUGCAGCCUAUGGAUUGGCACCCAUUACUCUCAUUGCACCUUUGGGUUGCAUGUCUGUUGCGGGUAGUGCUGUUAUGUCUGUUACAUUUCUGAAAGAAAAUUUAAGAUCCUCAGACUUACUUGGUGUGACACUGGCAUUUGCAGGAACAUAUAUAUUGGUGGCUUUUGCUCCAAACAUAACUCAGGAUAUCACAGCAAGAAAAGUACAGUAUUACUUUGUUGGCUGGCAGUUCCUGGCCUAUGUGAUCUUAGAAAUAUUAAUAUUCUGCAUCCUGUUGUAUUUCUAUAAAAGAAAGGAUACGAAACACAUUGUCAUUUUGUUGACACUUGUGGCACUUCUGGCCUCCUUGACUGUUAUUUCGGUGAAGGCAGUCUCAAGCAUGGUUAUUCUCUCUGUGAAGGGGGAAAUGCAGCUAACCUACCCUAUCUUUUAUAUCAUGUUCGUCAUCAUGAUGGCAUCUUGUAUUUUUCAGGUCAAGUUUCUGAACCAAGCCACACAGCUCUACAAUACAACCACAGUUGUACCAUGGAAUUACAUAUUCUUCACUACCAGUGCCAUUAUUGCAGGAAUCAUAUUUUAUCAGGAAUUCCUUGGGGCAGCCUUGUUUAGUUCAUUCAUGUACCUUUUUGGGUGUUUUCUGUCCUUCUUUGGAGUGGUUUUGGUCACAAGAAAUCGAGAAAAUGAACAUUUACAACAAUCAUACAUUGAUUUUGGACAGAUUCCUGGGAAACAAAUGUUGGACAAAAUCCAGCCAGAGGCCAAUGGCCAAACCUAUGGAACCUUGCCUGAUGAAAGCAACUCCACAAAAAGCCCAGGCAGAGAAAAGAAAGACAUCUGAAUGCCAAGAAGAAUGUUUGUUGGCCUGUUAUUCAAUACCACCUUUAAAGCAAACUGCACAUGUCCUAUUUGUGGCAAAAGUUAUUUUAUGGUGACAUUUGUUCACAUUGUCUCAGUGUUUCCUGCCCCCUCUCCUCUUGGAACAAUCAUGUGCUUGCUCAGCUUUGAGAAACUAAUGCUUUCUGAAAACCAAAAAGUCUAGAAAUGUAAUCCGAAAUUAUUUUAAUGUUUCAGACCUCUGAUUAGUCAUCAUGUAUUUGUCCUUGUAAAAUUUAAAUAUAUCAUAGAUGAGUGUUUGUGUGUGUUCGGAUGUGUGUAUACACAUAUGCAGGUGCAUCAUGUUUCAUAUUCAAGCCAAAUGUGUUUUAGAGGAAUCAGUUUCCCUACUUUAUAUUCACUUCUUCUUACCUACUCCUGACACUCUUGGAAGAGAGACUUUAUACCAUUCCUUUUUUUUUUUUAUGAGGGAGAAUUAUUUAAAGCAUACUAAUAAAGAACUAAUCCUUGGAGUCCUAGAUUAGUUGGGUGAAUCAUCUUUUCUAAAAAUCAUUCAUUCAUUUGCAGUCAUUCUUUGAAAAUUAAGAGCCUUUUGUAGACUGGAUUUUUUUUUCCAGCAGUACACUCUAAUUAUGGACCUCAAAGCUUAAUAUCCUUGGAUGGUGCAUUAAAAAAAAAUACCCUAUUUAAGAUAGAAAAGUUUCACUGGAAAAGCAUACUUUAUAAUGUUAAAUAUGAUAACUGAUAUUUAUAUAAUGCUUUCAAAGUCUGCAAAUCACUUUCCAUAAAUUAUCUCAUUUUAACCUCAUCAGAACCUUGUGAGGUAGGUAGAUACCUAUUUUAUAGGUACAUAGGUAUCCUCAUUUCAUAGAUGAGGAAACUGAAACUCAGAGAGGUUAAAUGUUGGAGGUGGGAUCUGAACCCUGGUAUUUCUGACUCCCAAGUCCAGUCCUCCAUUAUGCCAUACUGCUGAAUUUUCUUAUAAAAGAAUAAAAGUUUCAGAUCCUUUUUAGCUCUGAUGCUCUGAUAUAAUAGUUGAGUUUGAAGAAAAUCUUCAUAUGCUAUAUCAUACAUUUACCUUUCAUUAUGAUGUCUUUGACAAAUAGAUUGUGCAAUUUGAUUUUUUUUAUCAGCACAGAUGUCAGAAUUCCUAUUAAAAUUAUUAGUGAUAUUCUCAUCUGCCAUGUGCUGUUUUUAUUGCAGAUAAUUAGCUCAGAGAUUUAAAAAGCCAUUCUAGGUAAAAAGAGAGUGCUAAAGAGCUGAAUUUCAACUGAAUUUUAACCUGUACUUACUUGUGGGAAGAGCCUAUACAUAAGUUAUAACUUUCCAGAGUUCAAAAGCACAAAACAAAUUGAGAUGGGCAUUCUGUGACAGAAGAUCACCUUUGAUCUCAUUUAUUUCCAUGCAAAAUUGAUUCGUAGUGUGUCAUACCGGAAUUGAGUUGAACAAAUAUUUCUUAAAUAUUUAUGUUUCUUACUAUGCAAAAAAGUCAUGCCUGGUUCUGCAGAGAGGAUACAAUGCUUAGUAUGACCAUCUGGACCCUCAAGUAACUCAAAGUCUCAUAGAUAAGGAAUAAGUUAUUGUUGUUGUUUCAUUUCAGUUGUAUCCACCUCUUCAUAACCCUAUUUGGGGUUUUCUUGGCAAAG